AAUGAGAGUCACGUGCGAGUAGUAAGCGCUUUUUGGCCGUCGGAAAAGCAAUUUUGGUCGUAAAAAGUCGGUGGCCUUUUCCACUAUUUCUUCGUUUUCACCUUCAACUUCCAACUUUUUUUAUCUCCUUCCUCUAUUCUCUGUUCCUUCAAUCAUUCAUUACCCAUCAUCAAUUAUUCCAUAACAAAUUCACCUAAAUUCGAUUCCAUCAUCAUCCUCUUCGCCUUCUUCUUCUUCGUAAUUGCUGCUUCAAGAUUCACUUCACUCUCCUCUGCUUCGUUUUACGCGUUUUUUUUUUGGUAUCAGAAACAUUCUUUUGUCUCUAUGAUCAAGUUCUUCUGAUCAGAGCGAUAUCUGAUCUGCUGUGAGAAUCGAGUAUGUUUUGAUCCGGUGGAAUCGCGUUUGUUUUUAGUAGUUUUUCUUUUAUGGAGGCUAUUCGGAAGCAAGCCAGCAAGUUCAGGGAGCAGGUUGCGAAGCAGCAACAGGCCUUGAUGAUAAAAUUAGGGCAUUUCGGUACGGAACCAUUAUUGGCUGAUGAAGCUGAAAUCCAGUGCCAUCAGCAGCUUCAUAAUCUUUACAAUUCUACCAGGACAGCUAAGCAUUUUCAGAAGAAUCUCGUUCGAGGUAUUGAAGGUUUUAUUUCUUUGAGUACAAAGCAAAUGGCUAUCGUGAGGAGGUUAGCUGAUGACUGUAGCAAAUAUGGAGCCAAUAAUCAGAAUAGCUGUCCGGCCCUUGCAACGGCUGUUCUUAAUUUCAGUACGUCGCAUAGUUCAAUUGAAGACAAGAAGGAAUCUUUACUUGGAAUCCUGGGAGAUCAGGUAUGUGAUCCUCUACGUGCGCAAAUAACAGGGGCACCUUUGGAGGAUGCCCGUCAUCUAACACACCGUUAUGAUAAACUGCGACAAGAAGUGGAAAUCCAGGCAGCUGAAGUUUUGAGACGCCGAGCUAAGUCAAGAGAUUCUUCUAUUUCGGCUGAGAGUGCCACAAGGCUUGAAAAUGCAGAAGCAAGAUUAACUGAACUUAAGUCUACAAUGAUGGCACUGGGUAAAGAAGCAACCACUGCUAUGCAAUCGGUUGAGGCGCAACAGCAACAAGUAACUUAUGAAAGACUUCGUACUAUGGUGGACGCUGAGAGAUCUUACCACCAACAUGCCCUUACUAAUUUAGAAAUGCUGAAUUAUGAGUUGAUUCAGCUGGCGCAAUCAGAUGGGUCUUUGUCAACCGUGGCCCUUGCGACGGACACAAAUACAGUACCCACAAUUAGAAAUGGAGAGGAAAACGAUCAACCAUCUGAGUACAAAAAGACGACGUCAAAGAAGUCUGAUGCGCGUGGCCCUCUAGAUGAAAAUAAGGACUACAUUAUUGCAAAAGUUAUUCACCCAUUUGAUGCUCAGGCAGAAGGCGAGUUAAGUUUAUCCAUUGACGAUUAUGUUGUGCUUCGUCAGGUGUGGCCUAAUGGAUGGUCCGAGGGAGAAUGCAAAGGAAAAACAGGUUGGUUUCCAUCUGCAUAUGUCGAGAAGCAAGAAAACAUAUUGGCGACUUCUCGAUCUUUAUCUGACUCUAAAUCCCCAUAAAAUCUGCAUGAUUAUUGCAUUUUCUAUCAUGUGGUGCUGCCAAUGUUCGUUUGUGAUAUUUAUGAUGUUGAAUACCAAGUCUUUGAUAUUUUUUCUUUGUGCAGAAGAGGAUUUGUUUUUUUUUUGUUGAGUAAAAAGUAAAUGAUUUGUAAUUAUUAUUCAGUCUGUGUCUGUAUUAGAGAUUUUGAAUUUAGUUUGUAUUAUUCCAAAAUUUAUUAUUGUUAUUUAUUUGGUUGAUAAUAUUAAUAUUCGUUUUGAAAUUGUAGUUGGUGUAAUCCUCA
Cucumis sativus (cucumber) is the source of this 1855-nucleotide messenger RNA. RefSeq names its product SH3 domain-containing protein 1. The coding region runs from base 426 to 1574 and encodes 382 amino acids. Lineage: Eukaryota; Viridiplantae; Streptophyta; Magnoliopsida; Cucurbitales; Cucurbitaceae. The transcript is spliced from 10 exons. Gene Ontology annotation, molecular function: protein binding. The record is from RefSeq and is a predicted model, not a curated record.